This is a messenger RNA of Sitophilus oryzae (rice weevil), 3811 nucleotides long. RefSeq names its product zinc finger E-box-binding homeobox protein zag-1 (gene zfh1). Gene Ontology annotation, molecular function: RNA polymerase II cis-regulatory region sequence-specific DNA binding; DNA-binding transcription factor activity, RNA polymerase II-specific. The transcript has 6 exons. NCBI's taxonomy places the organism in Eukaryota, Metazoa, Arthropoda, Insecta, Coleoptera, Curculionidae. Gene Ontology annotation, biological process: regulation of transcription by RNA polymerase II; anatomical structure development. The coding region runs from base 771 to 3455 and encodes 894 amino acids. The record is from RefSeq and is a predicted model, not a curated record.
UAGUAGUAUCUCAAAAAACAUUAAUUAAACUUGGUGCCGAUAAGACAGAUUUUAAAGAAAUGAUUUUAUUUAUUUAUCAGUGUUCUACAGUGUAGUGUUGUCGCUUUGCCGAAGAAGAUAGCGCGUGGUGCUUUCAGUUUCUUUCGUAUUGUUGACCUGAAGAUAUUGCGUGAACGCUUCCGAUGUAACGUUUGUGAUCGUGAAUGAAAAAAAGUGUGCAUUGAAUUUGUUGUUUAUGUUUUCUCAAUUAACAUUCUGAUCGUAAAUAAUUAGAUAGUUUCAAAACAAUCUUAUCCGUGUUAUAGACGUCACGAAGAAGAAUUUUUUACGUUGUGGAUAUAAAGAUAUUGUUUUUGGUGAAAUUCUGUGAUUUAGUGUUAGCUGAAAAUGAGGUACAAGCAGCAGAAUACCCGUAGGAUUAUAUCAGCAGUUGAACUAAGCCGUUUAGACGAUACCAGAUUACUAUCCCCCAACAUGGCCAUUCAAACUUCAAGUUCCAUCGUACCUGAAAGUAAUUCUGACGAUAAUCACAACGAUAUCAUCGAAAAAGCUAAUAAUACAAGCAACUUCUCUAAUACUUCCAAUAAGUCUUCUACUCUAAGGGAUGUCGAGCACACAACCAUUGUAAAUAUCAAUAACAACAUCAUAGUCACUGAAACUGAGACUCAGGUAGACAUUUGUAAAAGAACCACACCUUUAUCUAGUUUCUUAGAGUAAAAACUGAGAUAGGAGAUUUCUCGGAUGAAGAUUCUGAUGUAGACGAUGAUGAAAUGAAAGAAGGAAUAACCUGGAAAGGACAGUUCCUGGAAUCUAUUAAAGCUCCGUCGCUGACAAACGGCAGCCUCAAGGAAGUAGAAGAGCUCAACGCCACACCGGAGUAUUUCAUCAAGUGUCCGCAAUGCCAGAAAGGAUGUCAGAGUUUUCAGGCCCUGAAGGAGCACAUGGAACUGUCGCACACCGAACUGACAGCGUCAUCAGAAACGAGCAUGUCGGUUGCCAGCAGCGCGGUAUCGCCCUCGCCUCUAGGUGGUCCAGGUGGGCCGUAUGGCUGCGCUCAAUGUAGCGCAUCGUUCGCCUCCAAGGAACAGUUGGAAAAGCACGAAUUGCUUCAUUCGCCGAACGCUCAAGUGUCAUGCAAAAUAUGCAACAAGACCUUUGCAAAUGUCUACAGACUUCAAAGACACAUGAUCAGUCACGAUGAGAGUGCCGUAUUGAGAAAAUUCAAGUGCACGGAAUGUGAUAAGGCCUUCAAAUUUAAACACCAUCUUAAGGAACACAUACGAAUACACAGCGGGGAAAAACCGUUUGAGUGCGGCAACUGUGGAAAACGAUUUUCACAUUCCGGAUCCUACUCCAGCCAUAUGACAUCGAAAAAAUGUUUAGUUAUGAAUCUGAAACAAGGCAGAAAUCGUACGCUUCUAAACAAUUCUAUGUUAGACAAGAACUCGCAGCAAAAUCUCAAGGGACCCAAAAGAUCCUCGGUUAAUUCUAUAAAUAAUAAUAUUACCUCUAGUCCAAACCACAACUCUCCGUUUAUGCCAAUUCUACCUAAAUAUUCAGAAGCAGCAGCCGCUUUGUUCCAAUCCCAGUUGGCCGGGGGUGCGUCUGUGCCGCCAUAUUACCUAACAACGCAUAACAUGUUGAAUUCUGGUCACCCCAUCAAUCCGUAUGUUCCUACGUUAAGUCACAUCCUUGAACAACUCCAUCAGCAGAAUGCUGCGAAUCCAAUGCGCAACGCGCUAAUGGAAACAUCUGAAAUAAGAACUUCUGAAGAGCCCAAUAAACAUCUGAGCGAGAAACCCAUCAUGACAUCUUCUGAAGCUAGUCAUAGACCGCAAAACUUUGAUGAAACGUCUAAAUCAAACGCAUCGGAUUGUGGAGACUUAGUAAUGGAUGAGGAAGAAGAUAAUCAAAGUCGAUGUGAACCAAAUAGAGUCGACGAAAGAUAUUCUAAUAAACCAGAAUUUGAAGAAACAAAAAUUAGCAACCUGAGUAUGCAAGAAGCUGUGUCUAAAGCUAUAAGUAAUGUCGAUAACAGCGAAACUAUACCUGCUAAUAGCCAGACAUUUUGUGAUGGUGCUAGUGAAACUACUCAUAUUAGUCCGGCAAAUUCACCUAAAAAUGCCGGCUCUAAAUAUUGCCAUCACUGUAAUAAGUCAUUGAAUUCAAUAGAACAACUGGAAGACCAUGAUUGCAAGGAUCCUCAAAGUGAAGGUCUGGCUGCAAAACUCGAAGCAGCGUUAACACCAAAGUCGGAGAACUGUUCCAACGAAAAUAUGAGUGGAGCGGAAGAUCAAGAUUUCGAACGAUCAAGUUACCACACGAAUGAUGAAAUGGAUUCGGAGAACUAUACUACAACGGAUCAUGUAAAUGAGGACGGUAGAAAAGUAAGAGUUCGAUCCUUGAUAUCCGAAGAACAAUUGAAGGUGCUUAAAGAUCAUUAUAAAAGUAAUCCCAGACCGAAACGGGAAGAUCUUGAAAAAAUCGCGAGCAGCAUUGGAUUUCCCGUUCGGGUCGUUCAAGUAUGGUUCCAAAAUACUAGAGCGCGUGAUCGAAGAGAAGGCCGACUCAUUCAAGUUCCUUACAGUCCAGUCGCGUCAGGGUCACGAUAUUCUGUGCCUUCAACUCACGCGGGGUAUCCUGCUUUACCCCACGAAGACGCAUCAGAGCAACCGUUGGAUCUAUCGAUUAAAAGAGAUUCGAACUCAAACGAGACUACGCCGUGUUCUUCUCCGAAAAGGCCGCAUUCUGUAAACCAUUCCGAGUCCCACGACGAAGUGGUGAAUUUAAGUCACAAAUCGUCUAGAAGCCCCACCCCCUAUCUGCCUUAUCACAAUAGUUUUCAAGGAUCAAAUUCCUCCGAUCCGAGCCAGUCUCCGUCUCCCUUAGAAUUCAACAGCAGUCGAUUAGCACAGAUCUUUAACCAGCCCGCUCAUAAGUUAGCGACGUUAUCUAGUCUCGUUCCUAUGGAUCAUUUGAUGCAUUUCGGAGCUCAUGAUUUGCCUUUGAGCUUAACGCAAUUUAUCAAUAGCAGAAUAUCUAGUCUGAGUCCCAAUUCGAAUAACUCGUUGCACGAAGCGACGCAAGACGACGAAAUGAUGCAGAGUAAACGAGCAAAGGUGUCGCCGUUUAUGCUGAAGAAUUUAAGCAGUCCCGGAUUGAGCCAAGAAGUUGAAGCUGAAGGUCAGUUUCAGUGCGAUCAAUGCGACAAAGCGUUUUCGAAACAAAGUUCCUUGGCCAGACAUAAAUAUGAGCAUUCUGGUCAGCGUCCCCACAAAUGUGACGAAUGUCCCAAAGCCUUCAAACAUAAGCACCACCUUACGGAACACAAGAGACUACAUUCUGGUGAGAAGCCGUUUCAGUGCAGCAAGUGUCUAAAACGAUUUUCGCACUCUGGAUCGUACAGUCAACAUAUGAACCACAGGUUUUCGUACUGUAAACCGUACAGAGAAUAAUUAUUGCAAUAACAAUACAACGCUCAGUGACGUGAUUAAAUUGUUGAACAUUUAUGUGCUAUAUUUUUGUGCCAAUUCUAAUAAGGUAUUUUUAAGGGUUUUUUUAUUAUUGUAAAGUAUAUUUUUCUCUAUCUUAACUUGUAAAUUUUUAAUUUUUUAUAGCUGUGAAUUUUGUGCCAUACUAUGAUAGUUAAAUCAUCGGACAGAGUUAGUUUUAAUUUAAGUGCAAUAAUAGCCUGAUUUUUUGUUCACUUAAGACAAUUAGAUUGCAUUUCUAAUUAUUUAUUAAGGGCAUUAAUUUAUUUAAUAUGAUACUUAAUAUACAGGGUGCUACAAAUUCGAGGUACCAGCAUUGU